Molecule: messenger RNA, 1329 nt
Organism: Culex pipiens pallens (northern house mosquito)
Lineage: Eukaryota; Metazoa; Arthropoda; Insecta; Diptera; Culicidae
Gene: Dcps
Product: m7GpppX diphosphatase
Exons: 3
Coding region: 169-1329 (386 amino acids)
Biological process (GO): deadenylation-dependent decapping of nuclear-transcribed mRNA
Cellular component (GO): P-body; nucleus
Molecular function (GO): hydrolase activity; RNA 7-methylguanosine cap binding
Source: RefSeq, a predicted model, not a curated record
ACUGCGCGCGCGUCCUCCUGCUCGAGACUCCAUCGCGCUCUAACAAGCUGCUCGUGUUUUUCAGUUUAAUUUUUGUUAAUUUUCAAUUAAAUUAAGAGCUGCUUGGUGUUUACUCUAAUCGGAUUACCUAAAACAGUUCCCGGCUAAUCAAACAGUGCAGUUCCUAUCAUGCUAGAGGGUGUAAUCGAGGGGAAUAAGCACGAGGAAGUUUCAACCAAAAUCGACAACAAAAGCAACGAUGACGAAUCAAGCCAAGGCCAGCAGCAGGCAGCAGAAACAGUCGUCGCCGUCGCAGCAGCAGCACCUACGUCAGCAUCACAGUCAGAUUCGGGUCGGCCGUCCGUAGACAACGGCGAAGGAACCAAAGCCUGUCAAUUUCAGCUGAGUCAGUUCGAGCUGGUGCGUAUUCUCAGCAACAACAGCACCCACAAAUCGGUUGCCCUACUGGGCCACUUUGGGGACCUUUCCCGCGAGCAGCAGGCCAUCGUGACGUUGGAGAAGACGGCCUUCACCGAGAACCAACUGCAGACGACGACGGGUGAAAGUGAACGCAACAGUUUCUUCACGAGCAAAUCACAGCUGCGAACGGAGUUUAUCAACGACGUGUACGGGAACUUUCAGUGCCUGGCGGAUCCGGAAAUUAACCAACUGAAGGUGACAAUCAUUUAUCCAGCGAGCGAGAAACACAUCGUGAAGUUUGCUGCCCAGCAAAAGUUUCUGCUCGAGGAAACGGCCGCCGAUUAUCAGACCGUGACGUUGCCCCACUUGGAGCAGGAACAGCUGAGCUUGGAGUGGCUCUACAACGUGCUCGAGCACCGCAAGGAGCAGGACCGCAUCGUGUUCGAGGACCCCGCCGACGACGGCACCGGUUUCAUCCUGCUGCCGGACCUAAAAUGGGACGGUAAAACACUGGAACAGCUGUACCUACUCGCGCUAGUUCAUCCGCGGGGGAUUAAAUCGCUGCGUGACCUUACGGCCGCUCACUUGCCACUGCUGCGGAACGUGCGGGACCGCGGAACCGAAGCCAUCCGCGAGCGGUACGGAAUCGGGGCGGACAGGUUGAGAGUGUAUUUGCACUACCAGCCGACGUUCUACCAUUUGCACGUGCAUUUCACCUUCCUGCAGCACGAUCCGCCGGGGAUUCAGUGCGAGAAGAGCCAUUUGUUGGGGACGGUGAUUAGCAACUUGGAGUUGCUGCCGGAUUAUUACCAGCGGGCGACGCUCAGUUGCGUUUUGAAAGAGACUGACAAGCUGUACGGGAAGUUGAAGGCAGCUAAAGAAAAGGAGAGUUCGGAGGAACCCGAAAGCAAGCGGGUUAAACUAGAAUAA